Messenger RNA from Metarhizium acridum CQMa 102, 2316 nucleotides. Lineage: Eukaryota; Fungi; Ascomycota; Sordariomycetes; Hypocreales; Clavicipitaceae. The record is from RefSeq and is a predicted model, not a curated record.
AUGAAAUUCGGCGAGCAGCUCCGGUCGAGCAUUAUCCGUGAGUAUCAGUGGUAUUACAUUGACUACAAUGGUCUGAAGGCCGAGCUUAAAAAUGCCACGGGCCCUUCAAAGGCUGGUGGUGGCUCUGGAAACGAGUGGACCGAGGAGGAUGAGAUUCGAUUUGUUGGCAAGCUCGAGGCUGAGCUGGAGAAGGUGCAUACGAAGCAACAGGUCAAGGCCAUGGAGAUUUCUAGGCGUAUUGCAGUCAGCGACCACGAGGUCAAGGAUGUCGUCAAUCGAUUGAAUGAGCGUGGCCUGAAAGAGGAUGGUCCUAGCGAGGAGGAAUUUCUGCUGCUGGAGGAGGACUUGAGCGACAUCAUUGCCGACGUCCAUGAUCUUGCCAAGUUUGUGCAGCUCAACUACACGGGCUUCUACAAAAUCAUCAAGAAGCAUGAUAAACUGACGGGCUGGCAUCUUCGUCCUGUUUUUGACACUCGACUCAAGGCAAAGCCGUUUUACAAGGAAAAUUACGAUGCUUCCGUCAUUCAGCUGUCUAAGCUGUACGAUGUGGUGCGAACCCGUGGCAACCCUGUCAAAGGUGACAGUGCUGCCGGAGGUGGCCAGGCCAACUUUGUUCGUCAGACAACAAAGUAUUGGGUCCAUCCUGACAACGUCACCGAGCUGAAGCUCAUCAUCCUGAAGCACUUACCAGUGCUUGUGUUCAAUGCCAGCAAGGAGUUUGAGCAGGCGGAUUCGGCUAUCACGUCUAUCUACUAUGACAACCCUGAGAAAUGGGACUUGUACGAGGGGCGAUUGAAGAAGACCGAGGGAGCCGAAGCCAUACGACUAAGAUGGUAUGGUGGGAUGCAAAACGAGACUAUUUUCGUCGAGCGAAAGACUCACCGAGAAGAUUGGACCGGCGAAAAGUCCGUCAAGGCUCGUUUUUCCAUCAAGGAGAAGAAUGUCAACGCAUAUAUGCGUGGUGAACUUCUUCCGGCCGCCAUUUUUGAAAAAGCACGCAAGGAAGGCAAGAAGUCGGAGAAGGCUGUCGCAGAAGAUGAACGGUUGGCCUCCGAAAUCCAGUACUCCGUGUUGAAGCAUGGCUAUAAGCCUGUGUGCCGCUCAUUUUACAACCGAACUGCCUUCCAGCUGCCAGCGGACGCUCGAGUUCGAAUUUCUCUGGACACCGAGCUCACUAUGGUUCGUGAAGACAAUCUCGACGGACGUCAACGAAGCGGUGACAACUGGAGACGCAUGGAUAUUGGGAUCGACUGGCCAUUCUCACAGUUACCCGCCGAGGAUGUUGUCCGAUUCCCCUAUGCCGUCCUCGAAGUGAAACUGCAGACCCAAAUGGGACAGGAGCCUCCCGAAUGGGUGCGUCAGCUCAUCGCAUCGCACUUGGUCGAGGCGGUGCCCAAGUUCUCCAAGUUCAUCCACGGUACGGCCUGUUUGUUCCCUGACCGAAUCAAGCUUUUGCCUUUCUGGAUGCCACAAAUGGAUGUAGAUAUCCGCAAGCCUGCUUCACAUGACUUUGGUAUCCGCAGACCUGGUCUGUCGGGAACAACCAACACCUCGGAUGAUGAUGAUGAGGAUUUAGACUCCGAUGACGAGGAACUGAGGUUGGCAGCUCGUCCAGCAACCUCGAAUGGCCAAUCUGGCUCACGCUCGCUUCCGGGACCAAGUGAUACGGAAGGCCAGACAGCCGACCACGCAGUUGCCAAUGAUGAGGACUAUCUAAUAUAUGAUUCCGAUGACGAGUAUGAUCCCAAUUACGAGCUGGAAGAAGCAAGACGAGUUGGAGGAUGGCACUACUACCAUACCCUCUUUACCACUAAAGGACGAGCACUACGUGAUGGCACCCUCAACGUUCUGAAGCACUUGGUUCCUGCUCCUCGAAGCACACAGGUUCCGCGUAGUGAUAGGCUACAGAUGCUCUUCGGCUCCAGCUCCAUUCAGCAGAAAAAGUUCAAGGCACCACCUGGCAAAAAAAUUUACGUUCCUGUCCGUGUCGAGCCCAAGGUGUACUUUGCCGCAGAACGAACUUUCCUCGGAUGGCUCGAAUACUCAAUCUACAUUGGCGCUAUUGCGAUUACCCUCCUCAACUUUGGUGAACAUCCAACUCCUACAUCGUUCCUGGUCGCAGGCGUAUUUACACUCCUUGCGAUCCUGAGCUUGUGUUAUUCAGUUGGAAUUUACUUGUACAGAAGCAGAUCGAUUCGAAACCGCAAGGCGGCUCGAUUCUAUGACAAAUGGGGACCUAGUGUUCUCUGCGUGUCAUUGUUUAUUGCCGUGGCAUUGAACUUUGGCUUUGAGGGCAGAGAAAGAAAUAUUUGGUAA